This is a messenger RNA of Prosopis cineraria, 1880 nucleotides long. RefSeq names its product geranylgeranyl diphosphate reductase, chloroplastic-like. Gene Ontology annotation, biological process: chlorophyll biosynthetic process; photosynthesis. Gene Ontology annotation, cellular component: chloroplast thylakoid membrane. The transcript has a single exon. The record is from RefSeq and is a predicted model, not a curated record. Gene Ontology annotation, molecular function: oxidoreductase activity, acting on the CH-CH group of donors, NAD or NADP as acceptor; FAD binding. Bases 174 to 1538 code for a protein of 454 amino acids. Lineage: Eukaryota; Viridiplantae; Streptophyta; Magnoliopsida; Fabales; Fabaceae.
AGCAAAUCAUAACAAGGGUGGAAUGCUAUAUUUGCCUUUUCACUUUUAAGCAACAGUGUGAAUGCACAUUAACUGAUUAGUUUAGCUAAUUUCAGCUUCGUGUUUCUCUUCGGUAUUGAUUAGUUUAGUUGAGUAAAACCCUAAAUUGCAGAGCUCAUAGCUCAACAUUUUCCAUGGCUGCUCAAAUUUACCAUCUCCAAUCUACCUUUUUACCUUCACUAUCCGCCAAAAACCGAAGCCCAGAAUUUAAACCCUAUUCUUUCACGAUCUCAGCCUUCAAAUCCGGGAUCUCAUCCAUUGCCGGCCGAAAGCUACGAGCAGCCGUGAUUGGUGGCGGCCCCGCCGGUUCAUCUGCCGCUGAGGCCCUAGCGGCCGGCGGCAUUGAGACCUUCCUCUUCGAGCGCAACCCGCCAACAGUUGCCAAGCCAUGUGGUGGCGCCAUCCCGCUCUGCAUGCUCGAGGAGUUCAACAUCCCGCUCGAGCUCAUUGAUCGCCAGGUCAAUCGCGUGAAGAUCUUCUCCCCUUCCAACAUCGCCGUCGAUUUCGGCAAAACGCUCAAGCCUUACGAGUUCAUCGCCAUGCUCCGCCGCGAGGUUCUCGAUUCGUUCCUCCGGUCACGAGCACAAUCUGCCGGCGCUAAUCUCAUAGCCGGCCUCGUCACGAAUCUCGUGGUCCCGACCUCGCCGAUCUCACCCUACAUCGUUCACUACACCGCCAAGAACAACUCCCGGGGCACUAUUGCCGUCGACGUCGUGAUCGGUGCAGACGGCGCUAACAGCCGAGUCGCCAAAUCAAUCGACGCCGGUAGCUACACUUGCGCCAUCGCCUUCCAGGAGAGAAUCAAAUUACCAGAUGAGAAAAUGGCAUAUUACGAAAAUCUCGCCGAGAUGUACGUUGGCAGCGAUGUCUCGCCAGACUUCUACGCAUGGGUUUUCCCGAAAUGCGACCACGUGGCAGUGGGCACUGGUACUGUGUGCCUCAAACAUGACAUUAGGUUAUACCAAAAAGGAAUCCGAGAAAGAGUCAAGCCGAAGAUCAACGGUGGAAAAGUGAUCAAAGUGGAGGCCCACCCGAUACCCGAACACCCUCGUCCGGUUCGGGUCAGAGGACGCGUGGCGCUCGUAGGUGACGCGGCCGGGUACGUAACGAAGUGUUCAGGGGAAGGAAUAUACUUUGCCGCGAAGUCAGGAAGGAUGUGUGGAAACGCUGUCGUAAAGGCAUCCGAAGGUGGGAUGAAGAUGAUUGACGAGAGUGAUUUGAGGAGGGAGUACUUGAAGGAGUGGGAUGCGAAGUAUAUAAGCACUUUUAGGUUUCUGGAUUUGCUUCAGAGGGUAUUUUACGGUAGUAACGCGUGCAGGGAGGCUCUGGUGGAGCUGUGUGGGGAUGAGUACGUGCAACGCAUGUCGUUUGAGAGCUACUUGUAUAAGAAGCUGGCAGAUGGGGAUAGGUUGGAGGAUGUAAAGAUGGUGGCCAACACUAUUGGGAGCUUGAUGAGAAGUAAGAUUCUGGGAAAAGAGAUGCAGAAAUUGGUAAUAUAGAGAAUUUUUUCUUAACCUCGGUGCAUUUUUUUGCAGUCUAAGUUAUUUUGGGGUCGAGACCUUUUUUUUUUUUAAUUUUAAAUUAUUUCAAGUCCUACAAUUUCCUGCAAUGUUACUGUGUUGUUUGUUGGCCGUUUAAUUGGGAGAGAAUGAUAAAUAAGAACCUUGCAAAAAUUUUAAUAUUGAAAUAUGAUAAAAAGAAUACUGAAAUUUGAGAACAUUAAUAUUCUUAUAAAGUUUUUAUUUAUCAUUCUCCUUUUAAUUGGGCUUAUGAGUAAUUUACACUGAACAAGGCAAUGCACUAUAUCGUUAUAAACGCCGUGCGUUAAGAUUACAGUAAAA